This is a messenger RNA of Diaporthe amygdali, 1143 nucleotides long. RefSeq lists its product as uncharacterized. Gene Ontology annotation, biological process: positive regulation of transcription by RNA polymerase II. The transcript has 3 exons. Gene Ontology annotation, cellular component: nucleus. NCBI's taxonomy places the organism in Eukaryota, Fungi, Ascomycota, Sordariomycetes, Diaporthales, Diaporthaceae. The record is from RefSeq and is a predicted model, not a curated record. The coding region runs from base 1 to 1143 and encodes 380 amino acids. Gene Ontology annotation, molecular function: transcription cis-regulatory region binding; DNA-binding transcription factor activity.
AUGCGUCCUCUCACCACCGUUUUCACGGCCGCGACCACCCCCGUUGUCCAGGCACUGUUGUCCCACUUCCGCGACGCCAGUCCGUUGUGGCUAACGAUUGGCGGCACCAAGAGGAGGGCUGCCUGUCAGCGUCUCAUCAUGCCAGUGGCAGCACGGAGCCGUUUGGUGCUCAACUGCGUCCUGGCAUUGGCAGCAGGGGAUCUGAGCAAGUACCACCUGGCAAGCUCUGACAUGGCCAAUCUGUCUUGUGGCUUCUACGGCCAGGCCUUAGAGGGCAUCCGCUCUGUGUUGGACAGUGAGCGUGCACCAAGCGGCUCUGUAGGGGCCGGGGCCCAUAAUGCGGCGGCCGUCAAUUUCACUAAUAGUGAGAGGAUUCUACCUCACAUUAACGCUGCCGCAGCCCUGUGUCACAGUCGCAGUUUCGUAAUGGCACAAGAUCCCGGUCUACGAGGCCUGAUUUUCGAGAUAUUCUGCUACAUUUUCACCCUGACAGCAUUUUCACAUGGACACAACCUGCAGCUCAAUCUAGCUCUACAGAUUUUCAACUCGCCCUUCCUCACAGGCUGUCAGUAUCAAGGUAUCCUACUCGGACGAAGCCGGGAGGUGUUUUUCUACAUCCUUCGCGUGUCCAUGCUAGCCGAUGAUGUAAGGUCUGCUGCUGCUUCUAGCACGGCUGCUGCCUCCGAGCUGCGGACCAUCGAAACACAGCUUUCCCAGCCGCAUCCGUUUUCACCGAAAGAACUUCACACUGCAGCAAGUGAUGACGCGGAUUUGAUCUUCAAUUUGUAUCGGCUUGGCUGUCUCCUCUACGUGAAGAGGACGUUGAACCCUCAGCUUGCGCACCAGUCUCCAGAGAUCCAAAAUUUAAUUCAAGAGUUCGUCUCGAGCCUUGAGGAGCUAUCCCCAUCCUCCCCAGCGAACGGGGUGAUGUGUUGGCCGCUCGUUGUGGCAGGUCUGGGCGCUACUGUAGGAACCCACAGGAGAUUGAUAGCGAGUAGGCUGCGCAAGAAUCAUGAGACAUGGAGAACAGACAUACUGAAAAGAAGCGAGGAAUUUCUCUCAAAAACGUGGAGGGAAAACAGAAACGCCGGACUCUGUGAAAGGCACGACACAUACUCAACACCUGAGUUCGCACGCUGGUAG